AUGCAAGUCCUCGCGUGGGUCGCUCUCUUGGCCAUUGGCGCCGACGCUGCGAAGCGGGCGCCGUCGAACCCGAUCUGGAAGGAGGUCCUCGCGCUGCCCGACAUCACCUCCAUCGAAACAACGCUCACGACCGACGGCACUUACCUCGAAGUUCGCUACGACGGCGCGAAAGAGACGCUCAAGUACGCUGGCCGCUUGGGCUAUGUACGACUCAAGCUCUAUCAUAGAACCAUCUCCCGCGUCACGAGCCUUUGCCUCACGGGCGUGUCGCUGCCCGACGGCCUCAAGAAAUUCUCGCUCAGCCGCGUGAACCUCAAGACGAUCCCGAAGGACUUCACGUGGCCGGCGUCGCUCACCCAUAUAGAUCUCUCGUCCAACAAGCUGACGUCGUAUCCUGCAACGACUCCGCUCCCCGACGGCCUCGGCUUCUUCAGUCUGAGCAACAACAAGAUCAAGUCGCUCAACGACUACUUUACAUGGCCCAGCAACCUCACCGAACUGAACCUCGCGUCCAACCAGUUCAGCACUGUCGUCAAGCUCCCGUCCACGCUCACAAAGCUUGACCUCUCGGGAAACCCACUCAAGACGAUCCAAGCCCAGCAGCAGUGGCCCGAAGCCCUCACCGAACUGGCACUCACCAACACGCAACUGUCAGUGCUGCCUGCAAACCUGCCGUCCAACCUGAACAUUAUACACCUCGCUUCCAACAAGAUCGCCAAGUUUCCUUCCAAGAACGACUUGCCCGACUCGAUCCACUACAUCGGCCUGACGCACAACAAGAUUGCGACACUGCCGUCCAAGAUCGAGUGGCCCAAUCUCUUCACACUAGAGCUCGACAGCAACGCGAUUACAUCCAUCCCGGACGACUUUAGCCUCCCGACGUCCGUGGGCAUCCUUGCGCUCGACGCAAACAAGCUUACCAAGCUUCCAGCCAGCUGCGACUGGAUGGCCAAGUUGUCCUCGAUCACGCUGCGGGACAACGCAAUCCUUGCGUUUCCGCCGACGUGCACGCUGCCGAACGCAAUUUCGCUUCAGAACAACAACAUUACGGCCCUCGAAGACAUGGCGCUUCCCCAGCAAAUGGACGUCUCCAACAACCCAAUCUCCAAGAUCAACCGCGUGACGUUCCCGGAAGGUGUCUUCUGGACGACAAGCAAGUUUGAGCUCAAGGAAUUUUCGCUUUCGUCUGCCAUGUUUGAUCUCCUCUCGGCUGCAACGGACCACACGUACUUUUACCCGCAGUUCACGACGGACGAUGCUAGCGUCAAGACGGCGUGUGGCUACGGCACGGUCAAGAAGCUCCACGACUUUCCCAUCUCGAUUUGUGUCGUCUAGAAAAUAAAGCCUCUGUCUGGUUGAAUUUCAUGCGG
Saprolegnia parasitica CBS 223.65 is the source of this 1370-nucleotide messenger RNA. RefSeq lists its product as hypothetical. The record is from RefSeq and is a predicted model, not a curated record. Gene Ontology annotation, molecular function: protein binding. The transcript has 12 exons. NCBI's taxonomy places the organism in Eukaryota, Oomycota, Saprolegniomycetes, Saprolegniales, Saprolegniaceae. Bases 1 to 1335 code for a protein of 444 amino acids. Gene Ontology annotation, biological process: neuron projection regeneration.